UCACCGCCGUACGUCACUGGGUCGGGAGGGGCACGCUGCGCGUGGUGUUACGCUAAGACCAGCUCAGUUGCUAUAAAGUGAAAUGAUCAUCAACAGACAGUUGAAGUCGUCGAUGGUCUGGGACUUAUUAGUCAACUAUAGAUACUCAACAAGAAUAGAGAGAAAUUGUUAGGUCCAGACACUGACUUGUCUUCACAUAAAUUCGACUUUAAAAUGUUUUAUUCAAAUUCAUGGACCAAGUGCUUGAUAUGCCUUAUCUUUAUAACAAGUGGAAAUUCUGAAUGUCCCAUACCUCAAGUGGAGGGAAAUCAAAAUGUCGUUCUAACGAAUGAUGCGCUCCUAAAGAACGAUUUUCCGGAGGGCUCGGAAGUCAAGUUUCAAUGUGCCAACGGCUACAUGACAGAGCAAGGAUCUGAACGCAUCACCUGCACGAGUGGGGAGUGGAGCACCCUGGAAUUAAUCUGCAAAAAGAAGGACUGCGGUGCACCCAAGGAGAUGCCACAUUUGACAUAUGAGUUUAAUAAGGAAGGGACGCUUUUUGGUGCAACAGCAAGAGCGAUUUGUGAUAAAGGCUAUCAAGUUCAGGGAUCAAGUUACAGGCAGUGUUAUGCCACAGGUUGGAGUGGAAGAUCAAGAUGUGAAGUGGUAACUUGUGAAGAACCUAUUGAUAUAAUGAAUGGCAUGAUCUCAGAGAAGCCUGCCAAACAGUUUCCAGAGUAUGGGGAUGUCAUACAGUAUUCCUGUGAUGAAGGUUACACCCUCAUUGGAAACAAAUCCAUUCAGUGCAAUGAAGAUGGUGAAUACAACUCAGUCCUUCCUGAAUGCAAAGAUGUCAAUGACAUUCCUUUGAAACCAACAACAAUAUCAGCAUCAAUAACAACAUCGACUGUUCCACCCACAAUACAAGUUUCAGGGACGCGUCAUAGCAUUGGUGAACAUGACACCCACACAGCUACAAAUGUCAAUGACAUUCCUUUGAAAUCAACAUCAAUAACAACAACAUCGACUGUUCCACCCACAAUACAAGUUUCAGGGAGGCAUUAUGGUAUUGGUGAACAUGACAUCAACGCAGCAACAACGACUGCAGCAGCCGUGGGAAGUGUGAUCUGCAUAGUCAUAGCUAUUGUGCUGUUCGUCGUAUUAUGUGUUCAUAAGAGGAAAGGGUGAGAACCUACAUUUUGAUUAUUUCUCUUACUAGAAAAUAGUGCACAAUUUCACCUACAACUGAAUCACAGCUAUUAUUUUCCUCCUAACUAUAUAUAUGCAUUAACCACAACUUCUGCCAAUGGACUUUACACUGUUCAUUCAUUACACAAAUGAAUUAUUUGGAUAAACUAGCCAUACGGCUGGCCAAUUAAUUGAACUAAACAAUGCUGUUUACGGUAUUACACAACCCAUGAGCUAACAUUCAGUCUGGCGUUUCAUAUUCAUGUAUUCCCUACGGUACCUGUGAUUUGCAUGAUCAAACAUUUUGCUGGAUACUUCAACUUGCUACUGUACAUGCCAUAGUUGCCUUUGCCUGUUUUUGGCCAUUCCGCUAAAGCUUUGUCUUUCCUGCUGGGUGUUGAAAAAUCAAGGAAGUUGGGAAAGCCUUUCCUUAGGCACUCUCGGACAGAGAUAUUGGCAUUGAAAAAGAGAAUGGAGUAUGUUGUUCAAAAGGGAGGUGGCUAGGAAGCUAGACCUACCAUACACCGUGCUAAUCUGACCAGCUGACUACCACACUGGUACACAGCUACCAAACUAAGCACUAAAAUACUGAGAUUGGCAUGCAUAAUCUACUGUAUUUCCUUACUGCACUAUUAUGUAAACAUGAUAAUCCUGACAAAAUUUCAUUAUUUGAAAAUGUUGCAUAGCUCCUACCAGACAGGAGAAGACUCAAGAAGAAAAGAGGAGUUAUUACAAUUUCAAAAUGACUUAAAUUGAAUGCCUACCCAAGGUAUCUACAAUUCAUACAUGAUUCUCUUAAACACAUUCUGAAAAAAAUGUCCCAUCUUUUAACCAAAGUCUUACUCAUGUGACUAUACAGUUUGUGGUUGUCUUUGAACUUGAGUAAUCUAAAUAGUGAAACUAUUGUUAACUGCUCCAUUGAGUCAAUGCUUUGUCUAAAAUAUCUAAUUUCUUUUCAGGGCUAGGACUGCUCCUAUUUGCUAGUCUGCAUCUGUGUCCUUGAAAGGAAGUGCCCAGUAAUUGUCUCAGACCAUUCCCUGGUUGAACAAAGGCACUUAAUUUACAGUGCCCAUUACGUAUGUGACAUUACUGAAUGGAAGUUAUAAUUGUACUUUUUGUAUGAAGAUGUAAAUAUUUUUUGAAAGUCAAUGUAAAUGUUUUAACCCAAUGUUUGAAGACAAAUAUUAAAAUCUUUUUUUAAUGUAUUUAUAUUGAAAACUGGAACAUGUGUAAUAAAAAGCUUUUUGCCUUGUCAAAUACCA
Molecule: messenger RNA, 2429 nt
Organism: Salmo salar (Atlantic salmon)
Lineage: Eukaryota; Metazoa; Chordata; Actinopteri; Salmoniformes; Salmonidae
Source: RefSeq, a predicted model, not a curated record